AUAGACACUAUACGACUGCCGUAAAGUGAGGGUUACCAGGGACGACGGAAGCACCAUGGCGGAUUACGGGGGUAGAUUUGAAAGUGCGAAAGCACUGGCGGAUAGAAGAGAAGUUAAGCGGAGAGUGAGGGAGGAGGCCCUGGCCAAGGCUCAAGCUAAAUAUGAAAACGAGGAGAGAAAGAAACAGCUCAAACGUUUACGUGGUGAGGACACAUGGAUGUUGCCAGAUGUUAAUGAACGAAUAGGAGAGUUUUCUGAGGAACAUUCUAUUAAAUCCAAGAAGAAAAAAAAGAAAUCAAAGAAAGACAAAAAGGUGAAAAAAAGGAACAAGUCAAAAGAUAAGACAGAAGCAUUCAGUGACAGCUCUUCGAGUUCAGAGCUUGAAUGGGUUGAAUCUACAGCUGUUCCUAAUAUUGACAACAGUCAGAAACCCUGGAAAAUUAAAGAAGAACAAUCAAGUUCAGCAGAAAAAACAGACCCCAUUCAGAGGGAUGAAUGGAUGACAUUAGACUUUAUGUCCAUAAAGUCUGUAUCUACUGCUGAGAUCCAAGCUGGAAAACUGGAGAAGAAAAAAAUGGAGCAUGAGAAAGUGAAAGCCAUUGAACAGGCUGAAGUAGACAAAAGAGAAUUAAAUCCCUUUUGGAAAAAUGGAGGAACAGGCUUGCCAUCUGAGGAAAAUGACUCAACAGAAAUUCAAAAAGCAGCUUCAGUAGAAGAUGGUGGGCUGAGCUGGUUGACACGAUCCUAUAAGCGCAUGAAGGAACAGGCAGAGAGGGAUCAGCGUCAACUGGAGGAUGUAAUUGCUGAGAGAUAUGGUUCUGUGGAAGUAUUUCAGGAGAAGCUACAAGCUGCCGAAGAAGUUGCAGCAUCAAGCUGUCCAAAGUAUUCUGAAAGGAGUUGGAGAGGGUCUUGGGGAAAAACAAGGAACUGGACUUCUGAUCAGAUUGAUAAGAAAAAACAUGAUUCUGGAAGAGGACAAAAUGUAGACAAAGACAGACAUGAGAAACGUGAGAGUGCUGUUGAGAGAGAGAAACUAGUAGGAAAUUUCCAGGAUGAAUUUAAGUGGAAAAGGGAUAAAGAAAGACAAGAAACUCCCAGUCGAUGUAAAGAUAACAAAUCCAUUGAAAGAGGGGUGGAAAUGGAGCAUGCUGAAGAUAAAAAUAGAGAAUGUAGAAUCCAAGAAGAAAAACAUAAGGAGAAAGGGCAACGAAGUACUGGUGCCAGAAAUUUAGGAAGUGACCAUUUUCAUGAAAGAGAGAAAGAUAAAUCCUUUCCCUUAAAUGAUUUAAAAUCCAAGUUUUUGAAACCUGAAGAUUCCAGAAGUGGUAGGGGCAAUUGGGGUAUCAAGUUUCCAAGCUGUUCUAAUCGAUUGUCAGAUUCACAGCCUUCUCAGAGUUGCAGUUUUCAAAAACCAGAUGACGGUAGUGAUCGUAAAUUGGUGUGGAGCAGAUCCAAUAGUGGGAAAAGCACAUCGGAACAACUUACAUCACUACCACACCAGAGAAGUAUUGCUACACUUGAAGAAAUGCCUAAUGCUGCUGAGGAAUGGACAGAGACCAAGCCCAGGGAAAACACCAUGCAAGCAGAAGGUGCUCAGUGCCAACGCAAGUCAAGUUCUAGAGCUACUGCUGUGAUUGAAGAAUCUGUGCUGGCCCUCAGUGAGGAAGAAAUGAAUAAGCUGGGUGCUAAGGUCAUCAAAGCAGAACUGAUGGGAAACAUAGAACUGGCAUCAAAACUUAAGGCCCAGCUGGAGGAGGCUCGGAAGUUGAAGGAACGAGGAAAAGGUCUUACACCAGCUACAACACUGAGGAGGACUGACACUGUGCCAUCAGAUGAAGAUCGUAAUGUCGUACUUGUUCGGACUGAUCCGUCUGGGAGAGUAUGGCCUGUUGAUUCUCCGGCAGAAAUCAUGAUCCAAGCACAAGGGAAGAAGAAGAGACAAAUGAUUGAAACUCACCAUGAAGGAGAACGGAUUAGAUACUUUCAGGAUGAUGAUAAUCUGAGUCUACAAGAUUUGGUUAGACAAGAAAAAAUGGCAACUGCAGAAGAUCAAAAUGAAAGGUUCUCACGGAUGGCUUCUAAAUUUCUUGAGAAAAUGGAUAGGGACUACUACACAUUGGAUGACAUGUUUGUGUCAAAAGCAGCCAGAAAAGAUCAGCCAGGUCGUGAAUGUGAAAGGCAACGAAAUAAAGCUAUGCAUGAACAUAAGCAUUUGGCUAAGCGGAUGGAGAAAUGCCAAUACUGCUUUGAUAACCCAGAACUUCCAAAACACCUUAUCAUUAGUAUUGGUGUAAAGGUAUAUUUGUGCCUUCCUAAUUACCAAUCAAUGACAGAUGGUCACUGCCUAAUAGUACCCCUCCAGCAUCAUACUGCAGGUAACCUGUUGGAUGAAGAUAUCUGGGAGGAAGUGCAGCUCUUCCGAAAAACCUUGGUGAAAAUGUUAGAAGACAAAGGUCUUGACUGCGUUUUUUUUGAGACAAAUAUGAGUUUGAAGAAACGAUUUCAUAUGGUAUAUGAAUGUAUUCCACUGCCAAAAGAACUUGGAGAUAUGGCUCCUAUUUACUUUAAGAAAGCUAUAAUGGAGUCCGAUGAAGAGUGGGCCAUGAACAAGAAGCUAGUUGAUCUUUCAAUAAGGGAUAUCCGCAGAGCUGUUCCUAAAGGUCUUCCUUAUUUUUCUGUGGAUUUUGGUCUUCAAGGUGGAUUUGCUCAUGUCAUUGAAAAUGAAGACAAGUUUCCUUUUUACUUUGGGAAGGAAAUUGUUGGCGGCAUGUUAGAUCUAGAGCCAAGGCGAUGGCGGAAACCUUACAGAGAAAACUUUGACGAUCAGAGGAAGAAAGUGCUGCAGUUUUCACAGUGGUGGAAGCCUUAUGAUUGUACCAAAACCAAAAAUAAGGAAUAAGGUUGCCUUUUACAAGAAAAUGAUUAAAAACAUUCUAUUGGACAGACAAUUUCUUUACAGUGUUCUCUAGGUAAACCACCUCUGCUUAGGUAAACUAAAAAAAGUUCAAUUUUUUUGCCAUGAUGUGGCCUCCAUCAGGUUAGAGUACAACACCGCCAAUUCUGUCUAGAAAGCUUCCAUAAGUAUUGAUUUCUCCAAAUUCUAGUAACUGUCCCCCAUCCCCCUCCCCAGCUGUCAGUCAACUCCCCUGGUGUCCCUUCUCCUUCCCUAUCUCCCCAUGGCCCACUCUCCUCUCCUGUCAGAUUCCUUAUUCUCCAGCCCUUUACCUCUCCACCUUUCACCCUGCUGCUUCAUACAUUGUCACCUUCCCCUAACCACCUGGCUUCACAUUUGUACCCCCCCCCCCCCCCCAACUUCUUAUUCUGGCAUCCUCCUCCUUCCUUUCCAGUCCUAAUGAAGGUGUCAAUGUGAAAUGUUGACCGUUUAUUCCUCUCAUCAUGAAGCUUUCAGAUGCCAGUACAAGAAUUAUUCUUGUAGAUAAGAAAUUAUUCUAUAUUGAAAAUAGUUAAAUUGGUAUUAUUUUGCACUGUAAAUAGCAAAUAAAAGCAGGCUUAAUGUACAUUUUUAAUUUGUCCUCAGCUGAGGUUCAAGUUUCAUCGUGUUUAUAAAAGCAAAUUAAAAUUUGAUACUGUAAAUAGUUGUAAAUUUCUGUUUCAUCACAAUGGGCUUGUGAGUUACAUCUUUGAAAUGGAGAAAGUACAAUUCAAGGAGUUGUUCAAUGUAAAAACAAGUUCAGUUAGGCAGUGAGUUGUGGUUGGGCAUCUGUUCAAGGAAGUUAGAGAGGAUCCUCAGACCAUCUGGAUGUGGUAUGAAGGCAUUUUUGUGUUUUUAUUAAACUUUCAUCAUCAGGGAGAAAAUUCAAAAAUCAGAACUCCUUAAACAUUAACUUACUGAUUAAGUCAGUGGUAAGGAAGGCAAAUUAAUUUUAGCAUUCAUUUCGAGAGGACUAGAGUGUAAGAAUAAGCAUGUAAUGCUGAGGCUUUAUAAGGCAUUGGUUAAACCACCUUUGGAGUAUUGUGAGCACUUUUGGGCCCCUUAUCUAUGAAAAGAUGUGGUGGCAUUGGGAGAGGGUCCAGAGGAGAUUCAAGAGAAUGAUUCCAGGAAUAAAAGGGUUAACAUAUGAGGAAUGUUCUUUGGCUCUGGGCCUGUACUUACUGGAGUUUACAGGAAUGAGGGCAGAAUCUCAUUGAAACCUUAUUGAAUAUUGAAAGGUCUAGAUAGAGUGGGUGUGAGGAUGUUUCCUAUAUUAAGUGAGUCUAGAAUCAGAAGGCACAGCCUCUGAAUAGAAGGGUGUACAGCACUGUGCAAAAGUCUUAGGAACAUAUACAGUAUAUAGCUACGGUGCUCAGUACUGUAAUAAUUUUAUAUACUGCACUGUACAGGUGUUGCAAAAAAAGAAAUUUCACGACAUAUGUGAGUGUUGAUACACCUCAUUCUGAUAUGGUCUUUAUUAUGGAUUGAGAGUGGAAAGGGGGCAGGGAGAGGGGACUCAUGGUUGGGAAAAGGGGAAGGAGGAAGGGAGGGAGCAGGAAACACCAGAGAGACAUUCUGUAAUGAUAAGUAAACCAAUUGUUCGGAAUCAAAUGACCUUGCCUGGUGUCUCAGGGCUGGGUAUGUAUGCACACACACCACCCCCUGCCAGGCACUCCUUCUCUGCCACCUGUGCCACACCCCUUCCUUGGCAUUCCCAACAUCCUUUGCUCCUGGCAGAUUUGCAAACUCACUCUUCACUCCAUGUUGACAAAUAUAGUACUGUGCAAAUAUCUUGGACACUCUCACUAUAUAUAUCUAUAUAUAUGUGCCUAAAACCUUUGCAGAGUACUAUACCUUUAGAACAAAGAUGAAGAGGAAUUUCAUUAGCCAGAGGGUGGUGGAACGUGUGGAAUUCAAGUCAUUGAGUAUAUUGAAAACAGAGGUUUAUAGGUUCUUGAAUGGCAUCAAAGUUUGGAGAGAAGACAGAAGAAUGGGGUUGAGAGGGAUGUUAAAUAAGCUAUGAUGGAAUGGCAGAGCAUGCUCAAUGGGCUGAAUGGCCUAAUUCUGUUACUAUGUCUUACUGUCUAGCUUCCAGUCCAAUUAUACCGAUCCAUGUAGCAUAAGCCAAAAAUCAGCAAUGUAUGUUAUUGUUUUUAAAGGCUUAUCUAUUUCUGUGUAUCAUUGUUAAAUGUCAACAAAUGGAAUAAUUAUUGCAUAUUCUAAUACUUAAGGUUGGUGUGUUUUCGGAGAUUUAAAGUUCACAGGAUUACAGCACAAAACACUAAAUUCACUUAUUUUUCUUUUGAUACUGGCUCAGUGACAGGAAGCAGAGAAUAGUUGUUUUCGGACGGAGAUGUGAGCUGGUGUGCUUCCCAAUGUUCAGUUUAGGCUCCAUAAUCUCCUUUUAAUUUUUUGGAUGCUGUAGACCCAAAAGGAGCACCAUUUGAAAAUUUUCAGAUGCCAUAAAACUUGCCAACAUUAUAAAGAGAAUUGAGGGAGUACUGGCCUGCAGAAUAUCGUUGAUAGAUUGGCUAAAAGGACAGAGCAUAGAGGAUGGGAGUUCAAGGCAGAAAAGUAUGCAUGGUAGAAGGUCGGUAUGAAAAACCCUUAUACCAUAAAUUCUUAAUUCUGAUUAAUGUAGAUGAGCAGUGACUCCAAGCCAUCUUAAUCUGGAAAAAUAUCUACUCACCACUUUCUGCUUUGUCACCAAAACAUUUGUAAAUUUAAUGUCCAUUGUAAUCCUGUGGUUUUAAAAUCUUUGAAGGUGUUCCCACUUUAAGCAUGAGACUCGCAAUUAAUGUUCAGUGCUCAUUCCAUGUGCAGAUAUUCAACAAUGAAACUUAAAUAGGAAAGCCUUUAAAAGUGGCUGAUUGAAGAACAUAUCCUUAUGAUGCAGGAGCCCAGUGAGGCCAGCAAGUCCACGCCAACUCCCAUGCAGCAUUCACCCUCAUGAGACAAUGUUAGGCUUUAGACGAAAACUAGCCACUCUCAGGAAAGAUGUAAAAUAAAGAGUCUCCAAGAGUUUGGGAAUAUGCUUUUAUGUAUAUAUAGAAGGAGCAGGGGUAACUUGAUAGAUGUAGCUGAAAGGUUCUAAUGGAAUGGAGUACAAUUGUUCCCUUGGCAAGUGGAAUGAUAACCGGUCAUAGGUUUAAAAUUGUUGACUCAAUACAGUUGUGAACUGCCAGAAGAAAAAAUGGCAGCUGAUUUCAUAAAUAAAUUUCAAUGAAAUUUGAGCAGGCAUCUGUGGAUAAAAAAGUUAUAUAGUCACAAACAAAAAUGGGAUCAUUGAACUAAACACAACUAACUGCUCUUCAAAAGAGCUAGCACAGACAUAAUAAAGGAGACCUGAGGAAAAUCUUUAUCAUUUUUUAAAGUACGAUGGAAAGUAAAUUCAAUUGUGGCUUUCAAAAAAGAAUUACUUGAGUACUUCAAUGGACCAGAUUGCAGGAACAAGAGCCUGUGAAAGGGAUUACAUAAAAAUCAGUUUCUGCUUAGUCGGCCAAACAGCCUCCGUCACUGCCGUGGUACUUCUACAACUCUACAAUAACCAGAGUAAAUUGCUAUUCAUUGAGGCAGAUAUUGUAAGCACACUCAGAUGAAUACAAUAUUAAAAUUUUCAAAAAAGAACUUGCAAUGUUAAGGAACAUUCUUACUUGGCUAGUCUUUGAACAGAGAGCAGUUGGUCUCCCAGUAUAGUCACAUAAUAGUGAUACAGUCAUAAAACAGCAAUGUUUGUUAACUGAUUUUACAUAUAUUACAUUGUUAUGUACAGCAUAUAUUCAUAGAAGAACUUGGUAUUAUGGCAGUUAUAAAGAGCUAGUUUGAGCCAGCUCUUGUUUAACUUCUGAACCAAGUGGUUUACAUUCUGCUUGCGCAGUUCUCAGUGGAAUUCAAAUACGUAUUGUUUUUGUAUUAUUCAUAUUGUUUCUCAUAAUGAAAGUUUUGAGUUUGACUUUUUCAAUAAAUAGAUUUUAUCGUAGCCAUUAGUACAGUAUUUAAUGAAAACUUAGUUUUUUUUUACUGUUCACAGAACCUUGUUAGUCUUUCAACAUUCUAUGAAAUCUUGUAAGAUUCGUCACUGAGCGGUUCUGAGACUUGAGCUAAUUCAAGAGAGCUAGACCAAUUCAUUAGUAGGUAGUUAAAAGCCUCUGAAAUGAAGCUGCAAGGCCAUUACUAAAUUACCAGCUCACUGUGUAUACAGGAUGAAUGCUGUGAGAAAUUAGAGAAGUAUCAUUUUAGUAUAGGAAGGCUGGGAGCAUUCCAGGACAAGAUGGGAAUGUUUUGUAUGGACAAGGAUUACCUAAAAUGUCAAUCUUUAAUGCAAAUAGUCACUUCAAACGCAAAAAGUGUCACAAGAGGGAAAAGAAGUCACUCAUUCAUCAGGGACUGGAUAAAUACUCCUGUAGGCUUCAUUUUAGGAUUAUCUUCUGAUUGUACAAAGAAACCUGUCCAAUUUAUUUUGAAAUAUUAAUAGCAAUUGAUAAUGUACUCAAAAACAAGUUAUUUAGAGUUCUGAGCAUAUAGCAUUAGUGUUAAGUUGACUAAAGUGAAGGAAGUUGUGAUUUCAAAGUCUCCCAUAAGAGUAAUGACUGUGAGGAAUGGGCACCAAGUUAAAAGUUAAUUUAAUAUCAGUUACAUUUUUAAGAUGGGGCUGGUUACAUACUGUAGGUUGAGGAUUGUGAUGACAGAAUAUAAUGAUAGUUUCUGAGUGCCAACACUCGUCAUUCAAAUACGGUUAAUAGUCAUGAAUGAAAAAGAUUAUGAGAAACUGACUUAAAGGUAUAUUUUUUUCCUAAAUUAGCUUCAUCUAUUGCUGUAUUACUUUGUGUGGUGCCUCACUGCCAUUAGGAGUGGUUGGACUUGCAUUUAUGGGGCCUGUCUCAUUGAAAUAUAUUGCUUAGCUGGCCGGAGAUUCAGAAGGAAGUUUCAUUUUAUCCUGACAUUUGAUCAGUUGGAUCAUCAAACAUGCUAUUCUCCGAGCCAUAAAGUAAGUUUGUCUAUGUACUCGCUCAACACUUUUAAUCCUAAAUCUGAUUGUCUUUUAUUUUGCUAUCUUUAUUAACAAAUAAUUGAAAACUAAAACACUACAUAAUCAUGCAGGAAUCGAUUUUCUUGAUGGGAUGGGAACUGCUGUCUCACAUACCUAUACAUUGUUCAUCUGCUUGUUAGACUGGAGAGCAAAGAACAAAUUGUCUAUAUCUUUUGACCUUCAAAUCCUGCAUAAGGCUGCUGUUUUCCUUUGCCCUGUUCACUCUUGCUCUAACAAAGGUAAAGAGUUUUGUCAGCUUCCAUAUUUGGUGAUGAAAGGUCAUAUUUUCACUUUUCUCUGUCAUAACUCACUACCAUAGCCACCUCCUUCAGCAAAGGCUUGGCCUGUCUUCUAAUGGCCUCUAUCAGGCUAUUAGUCUAACAUUUGUUGCUCUCUUUUAGGCAUUCUGCAUUCUUAUUAUGCGUCAUAACUUGCAUUUUUGAUAGUUCAGCAAAGGUCUGAAAUGCGUACAAAAAUCUUUGCUUAUUUUGCAUUUUCUGCAAUUCUGUAUUUGAGUAAAAUAUCUCUAAUAGCUGUGAAGUACACGGUUUACUUGGAUGGUGGUAUCAAAGAUCAUGCUGGAAUUCAUAAUAAAGUUGUUCUUGUAUAAAUUUCCUACUUGUGCUGAGAACUUUUACCAUGGGUUUUACAGCCAAGGGCCCAUGAUAAACCUGUUACUACAAAUACAGUCACAAUUUUUCAAGCUGCAAGGGAAAGGCUUAAAUCAUUUUUGGAUUUAGCCUCAGUACAGUUCUGCUGUGGAUGUACACUGACAAAUUCUUAGCUGCAACUCUCUAGUCUAAUGCUACUAAAAACUGUAUACCUCAUUUUUUUCUGAGGCUAUUAGUGAUCACGGGAAAGGCUUUGGGAGUAAACCCCCAAGGAAAAAUCCAGAGUCGGAGACCCAAAGGCGGCUGACUGUUGUACCCAGCACCGGCACAGCAACUCCUGCGAUGCUGCUGGCAACAAACUGUAUUGACUUUCAUCGUUCCUUUGGACCAGUCAUCAGCAUGGAGAGGGGGGUCCCACUGCAUGGGCAACAGACGGAUCUCCAUAUCAACUCUGCCCUGGAGAGGCCACUCCCAGUGACUACCAGAGGCGCAGUACCCAUGGUCGACCAUGACUGGCGGAGGCCACACAUUAGUGAUCACUGCAAGCCUCGUGCUCCUAGACAUUCCCAAUUUGAGAGCAAGUCUGAGACCUCUUAAAUAUGUCAAACUUUUAUUAAACAGAGGUAACCAAAUCCUGUGGAUAUGAGGAAGUUUAUGGAUUUGGAAGGGUAUAUCCUAUUGCAGUGUGGCUCACAGGAGAGACAGAGGUCAUUGUCAUUGCCUUAAAGACAAUUGUGGUGUGCCAACAUGACAUUACCUCUGAAGAUUAAAUAAAGAUCAUUGCUUCUAAAUAUAGAUGCAAUUGUGAUUUUU
Molecule: messenger RNA, 9385 nt
Organism: Hypanus sabinus (Atlantic stingray)
Lineage: Eukaryota; Metazoa; Chordata; Chondrichthyes; Myliobatiformes; Dasyatidae
Gene: cwf19l2
Product: CWF19 like cell cycle control factor 2
Exons: 18
Coding region: 56-2899 (947 amino acids)
Biological process (GO): mRNA splicing, via spliceosome
Cellular component (GO): post-mRNA release spliceosomal complex
Source: RefSeq, a predicted model, not a curated record